Molecule: messenger RNA, 192 nt
Organism: Periconia digitata
Lineage: Eukaryota; Fungi; Ascomycota; Dothideomycetes; Pleosporales; Periconiaceae
Source: the annotation of a GenBank genome assembly
CGAUGAGAGGGAUUGUGCUGGGUCUGUUGGUGUGUUUUUCUGUUCUGUAUAUUGUUCUUGUUCUUGUUUUUCUUUUCUUUUGUUUUCUUUUCUUCUACUUUGUAUCCUUCAGAAUCCUGUUAAUCUGUUUGUUUUGGGAGGGCUUUGCGUGCAGUCUAUUUCCUUAAGCUGUUCUAUUUCUCCUUAUUUUUC